CACCUUCAUUCCCCACCAUUUUAGCUGUCCUUGUCUUCCACCCCUCACCUUCCUUUUCUCUCUCUCUCUCUUUCUCUCCCCUGUGUCUCGCUCUUCCUUCUCAAAUAAACCCUAUCAGAACCCUCAUUUCUGCACUGAUUUCUUUCUCCUGAGAGCUCUCAGGUAGCGGAUUCUUCAGGGACUCUUGAAACGGAAUGGAUGAGCCGGAGUUUCUCCAGGCAGGAGGUUUCCGAGCAGGGGUACCUCAAUUCUCGCCGGAGAGGAAGGUCUGCGACUUCAAGAAUGUCGAUUUCUUCCCUAUCGAAGACCUACUCGACUUUUCCAACGAGGAUGUCUCUGGGGGCCUGGAGACUGGCGGGGGCAAUUCUACCGACUCCUCCACGAUCACCGCUGGGGAGACUGCCGGUAGCUGCAACUCGUCCUUCUCCGGCGACUGCGGUUAUUUUGGAGACUCCAACUUUGCCGGGGAAAUUUGCGUUCCUUAUGAUGAUCUAGCUGAGUUGGAGUGGGUUUCCAACUUCAUGGAGGACUCGUUCUCCAGCGAGGACUUGGAGAAGCUUCAGAUAAUCUCGGGGGCAAAGUCUGGGAACGAGGCCCCAGGUGCGACGGAGAGUAAGUUCUCAGCCGCCGGCGACUCGUCGCCGCCGGUCGAGGUCGCGCGUUCAAACCCGAGCUUCAACCCGGAUGCACCAGUGCCAGCCCGGGCGCGGAGCAAACGCCCCCGAUCGGCCGCGUGCAACUGGACGUCUCGGCUCGCGGCGCUCUCGCCGAUGUCUUCUUCGUCGGAAUCAACCGAAACGAUGCUGCCUGCUCGGAAGCUUCCAAAGGAAUCGGGGAAACCAGCGAAGAGAAGGGACGUCGUCGAGCACCCGGAGGGCCGGAAAUGCCUGCAUUGCGCGACGGACAAGACUCCGCAGUGGCGAACUGGUCCGAUGGGCCCCAAGACGCUCUGCAACGCCUGCGGCGUCCGGUACAAGUCGGGCAGGCUCGUGCCGGAGUACCGCCCCGCCGCUAGCCCGACGUUCGUCCUCACCAAGCACUCGAAUUCCCACCGGAAGGUGCUCGAGCUCCGGAGGCAGAAGGAGAUGCAGAGAUCGCAGCAGCAAUUCUUACAGCAGGCGGGCGGAGUCUUCAAUCUCUCGGCCGGAAACGAUGCCGGGGACGAGUACUUGAUCCAGACGGGCCCCGGUUUCCGGCACCUCAUCUGAAGAACGAGAUGCCGCGCCAUUCUUUUCUAAUUUUGCCUCUCGAUUUUGUUGUCAGAAGGAUUUAGGUCUAGCUUAGGCAAAAGAGGAUACAAAAUUGGAGUACUUACAGCGUAGCUCGAAGGAGUCCUUGCUUUUUUCUCUUCUCUGUAAAAGAGUCGAGUUCUUAGUCCCUUCCAUUUCUUUCCCCCCAUCUUUUCUUUUCCUUUCUCCUUUUUUCCUUGCUUGUAUUUUUUGAAUCCGGUUAGGGUUUUAUUCUUACGGUUUUCCACAAUAGGGAAAUGAAAACCUACAAAGAAUUGGUUCAACCA
Molecule: messenger RNA, 1516 nt
Organism: Nymphaea colorata (pocket water lily)
Lineage: Eukaryota; Viridiplantae; Streptophyta; Magnoliopsida; Nymphaeales; Nymphaeaceae
Product: GATA transcription factor 9-like
Exons: 2
Coding region: 195-1208 (337 amino acids)
Biological process (GO): positive regulation of DNA-templated transcription
Cellular component (GO): nucleus
Molecular function (GO): sequence-specific DNA binding; zinc ion binding
Source: RefSeq, a predicted model, not a curated record